AUGGAUAUUAACCAGUCGGCUCUUAGCAAGUGCUGGAGGACAAAAAGCCACCUCCUCAGACAGGGUAGAAAGGGCAACACUUGGGGAAGUGCUGUAUGGCGUUCUUGCCUAAUUGAUCGUCUGAGCCUCGGGAUCUUCCUGAUCCUCUUUUUCCUGUUUGCUUGUGUACUAGAGGAGAGCGCUCUGUGUAAUGGUGAGUCAUAUGAUUAUCCCAAGCCCCAAGUACCCACCUGCUUUUACUUAAUGGAGAUUUAUUUCUUCUUUAAGGACUGCAAUCACCUAUGUUCUGCAGAAUGUACCGGAGAAGGAGGAUCAAAAGAGGUGGUGGAGACUUUUAAAGCUGAAGAUCUAUUAAUCACACCAGCCACCAUUUUAAAAGAAAAACCAGACCCAGAUAGUCUAGUUUUCGGAACUGUUUUCACGGAUCACAUGUUGACGGUGGAAUGGUCCUCAGAAUUUGGAUGGGAGAAACCUCAUAUCAAACCUCUUCAAACACUGUCAUUGCAUCCUGCCUCAUCAGUGUUUCAUUAUGCUUUAGAGUUAUUUGAAGGAUUGAAGGCAUUUCGGGGAGUAGAUAAUAAAAUUCGACUGUUUCGACCGGAUCUCAAUAUGGAUAGAAUGUAUCGAUCUGCUCUGCGGGCAACUUUGCCGGUAUUUGACAAAGAAGAGCUUUUAAAAUGCAUUCAACAACUUGUGAAACUGGAUGAGGAAUGGGUCCCGUAUUCAACAUCUGCGAGCCUGUAUAUUCGUCCUACAUUUAUUGGGACUGAGACUUCUCUUGGAGUCAAGAAGCCAACCAAAGCCUUGCUCUUUGUAAUCUUGAGUCCGGUGGGACCUUAUUUUUCAAGUGGAACCUUUAAUCCAGUGUCCCUGUGGGCCAAUCCAAAGUUUGUAAGAGCCUGGAAAGGUGGAACUGGAGACUGCAAAAUGGGAGGGAAUUAUGGCUCAUCUAUUUUUGCCCAAUGUGAAGCAAUGGAUCGUGGGUGCCAGCAGGUUCUGUGGCUCUAUGGAGAAGAUAAUCAGAUAACCGAAGUUGGAACUAUGAAUCUUUUUCUUUACUGGAUAAAUGAAGAUGGAGAAGAAGAGCUGGCAACUCCUCCGCUAGAUGGCAUCAUUCUUCCAGGAGUGACAAGGCAGAGCAUUCUGGACCUGGCACAUAAGUGGGGUGAAUUUAAGGUGUCUGAGAGACACCUCACCAUGGAUGGGCUGACCACUGCCAUAGAGGAGAAGAGAGUGAGAGAGAUGUUUGGCUCUGGUACAGCCUGUGUUGUUUGCCCAGUUUCUGAUAUACUGUACAAGGGGGAGACCAUACACAUUCCAACUAUGGAGAAUGGUCCUAAGCUUGCAAGCCGUAUUUUGGACAAGUUGAGUAGUAUCCAAUAUGGAAGAGAAGAGAGCAACUGGACAAUCAUUGUAUCCUGA
Chrysochloris asiatica (Cape golden mole) is the source of this 1422-nucleotide messenger RNA. RefSeq names its product branched chain amino-acid transaminase 1, cytosolic (gene BCAT1). Gene Ontology annotation, cellular component: mitochondrion. Gene Ontology annotation, biological process: L-leucine biosynthetic process; L-valine biosynthetic process. The coding region runs from base 1 to 1422 and encodes 473 amino acids. The transcript has 10 exons. The record is from RefSeq and is a predicted model, not a curated record. Gene Ontology annotation, molecular function: branched-chain-amino-acid:2-oxoglutarate transaminase activity. Lineage: Eukaryota; Metazoa; Chordata; Mammalia; Afrosoricida; Chrysochloridae.